GGACUCAAACAGCCAGGAUAAAUCCAGGCACAUGGACACACACUGGAGGACUGUCCCACAGUUCUGUCCUUGUCUGUGGAGGCUUAGUCAUCCCCUCGUGUUUCUGUUUCUUUGUCAAUGUAAUUACGCCUGCAGCUGCAGACGACAUGAUAAGGUGUGAAUUUUAAGUGCUGCAGGUCGUGCUCUGUGGCUCUUUGGAGAGAAACACAUCGAUUUAUCCCAGAAGGAACAGGUUCUUAAAAGGACUCUCACUGAGCGAUGACAAACAGCGAUAGUGGAAGUCGAAGCUAAAAUAGUAAUUUCAAUAGCUCAGAGCUAUCGAAGGCUCCGCAUGCCAGAGAACGUAUACCUUUUUGUGAAACACCGCCCGCCGUAACAUAGACCCGACCCUACCAUCACUCAACUUCAGAGAUGAUGAACGAAAGAGUCACCUACGCAGAGCUGAAUGUGGCAACGAGCUCAAGGAACCAGCAAAGAAAAGCAAGGGGUCCGCGCAGUUCCAUUUCAGUGAUCGAGCAGGAAAUCACCUAUGCGGAAUUCAGCUUUCACGAUGCUUCUCCAGAGCAGCGCCCAGUCUGCAGGGACCGCCACUGCAAAGGUUUUCCAUCUCCUUUAGAAAAACUCAUUGCUGGGACCCUGGGCAUCAUCAGCUUUGCCUUACUAGCUGCUGUGAUUGUAAUUACUACAGUCACCACACCAUAUACUGAAGCAAAGGCACAGAGCAACUCAUCUUUGCCUACAACCAACAAAGCACACCCUUGUGGUUGCUGUCCGGAGGACGGGAUAUCUUAUUCCCACAAUUGUUAUUACAUUGGUGUGGAGAAAAAAUCUUGGAAUGACAGCUUGGAGUCCUGCAUUUAUAAAACCUGUGAUCUGCUUUAUAUAAAUAGUGAGGAGGAGAUGGACUUUCUGAAAUCCCUCUCAGUGGUCUCAUGGGUUGGAGUCUUUCGAAAGAGCAGGAGUCAACCCUGGGUUUCGAAAAAUGACUCAACUUUCAAACCAAAGCUAGCAGACUUCUCCCAUGAUGAACAUAACUGUGCCAUGCUGUCAACUUCUGGUCUCACAGCAGAGAACUGCGCAGCUUUACACUCAUAUCUUUGUAAGUGUAAGCCCACCAGCUGAGACACCUGCACGGGGAGUCUGCCAGUCUCCAAUCGUUGCUGUCCCUGGGACCCCAAGCAGAGCUGGCUGCCCAGGAGUUGGUGUGUGGAGUUCACAGAAUAGACCACACCUCCGCUGUCCAUCUCCAAUCGCUGCUGUCCCUGAGACCACAGGCUAAGCUGGCAUUUUGGUUUUGCCAUACGGAGGUCACAGAACAGACCUCACCUCAGCUGUUGGUGUUCAAUGGCUACAGUCCCUGAGACUAGAGGCUGAGCUGGUGCCCAGAAACACUCCUUCACUUUUUUUGUUUUAGGGACAGACCUUACAUAGUUUCAUUCCUGGAACCAGCAUGAAUCUCUAUAGACCAGGCCAUCACUGAGUUUGAGGCACUCCUCAGAAUGCUCAGAGACUGUAUUUAUUACCUCAGUUUCCCAAGUAACUUGGAUUAUAAAUCUAAACCACUAGGCCAGACGUCCUGGUUACUUUUUCAUUGUAAACCUGACACAACCCGGGAAGAAGUAUCAACUGAGGAAUUGCCUCUAUCAGAUUGACUCUCUAGUCACUAUUGUGAGAGGCUAUCCUGAGUGAUGACUGAUGUGGGAUGGCCCAUCCCUUUGUCUAUGGCAUCAUUUCUAGCCACAUUGUCAUGGGCCGUAUAAGAAAGCUUGAAAUGGAAGCGGUGUUCAUUCUGGCUUUCUGUUUCAGUUCCUGCCCUAGCUUCCCUCAGUCAUGGAUAUGACCUGAAAGUAUGUCUUGAAAUAAAUCCUUUCCCUCCUGA
Meriones unguiculatus (Mongolian gerbil) is the source of this 1879-nucleotide messenger RNA. Its product is annotated as NKG2-A/NKG2-B type II integral membrane protein-like. Lineage: Eukaryota; Metazoa; Chordata; Mammalia; Rodentia; Muridae. Bases 412 to 1122 code for a protein of 236 amino acids. The transcript has 8 exons. The record is from RefSeq and is a predicted model, not a curated record. Gene Ontology annotation, biological process: stimulatory C-type lectin receptor signaling pathway; positive regulation of natural killer cell mediated cytotoxicity.